AUGGCUGACGCUAAACCCGCACGGCAUUAUUCGGCACUGCCGCGCCAGAGCGUUGGCGAGCGAAAAAGCCAGCCCAGUCCGAAGGGGGAAAUCUACCGAGCACCAUCUGACCAGGCCUUCCCGACAAAACUCGAGAAGUCGCAAUUUCGAUCUCGACUUGCCAUGGACGCCAUCACAGAUGAUCCACCACGAUCGCUGGUGCCAGCAAAUAUCGUCGGUUCGCUCUCCUACGUAAUUACUCACGCUACGCGCACCAAGUAUGGUGAGCCCUGUUCGCAAUGCAUGUGCCAAGAAAAGGCGAGCGAGGCUGCCGACCGCAUUCAAGGCUCGUAUGCGCAAGUCAACCAUGCCAUCUGGACAUUGGCAGCUGCUGCGCCGUUACUGGUCUUCUUCUUGGUCUUCUCUCGCUAUAUCUUCGCAGGUCGGAUAUUUCAAUUUGUCUUCGGCCAGCGAACAGCCAUGAUUUUCACAACUGGAUUCAUCGUUUUGCAUCACAUCGAACUGCCGCGAUCGAUUUUUCGGCCCGGAGGCAGCUCAGCCCACGGAAGUACAAAUGGUGCAACAUUCACUUCGAUGCCGGAAUGCUGGCCAACUCAGGACAUCAUCGCCGGCGGCACAGUAACGGGCGUCAGGCCUCCAUCCACUUGGCUCGUCUCAAAACGUCUGCAUCGUAUGGUAUCGUCUGGCGGCCUUAAGACCGCCCCACACCAUAACAAUCUUCUGGGUUCCUCGACACGAGUCCUGUUUCCCGGAUUCGAUAUGGCCAAGGAGUGA
Pyrenophora tritici-repentis Pt-1C-BFP is the source of this 774-nucleotide messenger RNA. NCBI's taxonomy places the organism in Eukaryota, Fungi, Ascomycota, Dothideomycetes, Pleosporales, Pleosporaceae. The record is from RefSeq and is a predicted model, not a curated record.